GCCCACCGAUGGGGAUUACAAGACACGUUCGACGAGCACAUGACCGAGAUGAUCAAGGUUUUAAUUGGCCGUGGUUUUGUUGUGUUCCUUGCUGAUCAAUGGAUCAAACAGCAGGAUCGCCCUCAUACUAAUUCCUGGCAUCCACAGAAGACGGAACAUAACCUGGUGCAGUUGACGCAGCAGUUCAUGCAUGCCGCUACCCUCAGGGACCUGAGCGCGUCUCCGCUAUCGCUGCCGACGCAGCCAUUCCCGUUCCGCCACCCGUCGAUCCAGCCCGUCAACGAAUACAAGGGCCGUGCCCAGGCGCGGGAG
Messenger RNA from Prorocentrum cordatum, 312 nucleotides. The record is from the annotation of a GenBank genome assembly. Lineage: Eukaryota; Dinophyceae; Prorocentrales; Prorocentraceae.